CGCCGUAGCCGGAAAGAGCAUCAACUUUGCAUUGCAUUUGAAAUUCACUGCCAAAAAUGUUUUUGUAUAUAUAAUAUUGAAAGUGAAAUUCCUAAGAAGUAAUUAUAAACAAAAAAUGAUAUUAUACUGAUCGGUUACUCUAUCUGUCGCUGAAGUUCAGUACGUGAUUGUACAGGGACGAGAGUAUGUUUCGACAAUGUGGUGGUGUGAAUUGUAUGUUUAUGUGUAUUUCCACAGUCUCACAGUUUACUUAUAAUUGUAUAUUUCUUAUUUUUAUUAGUCACUCUGCAUUUAGUACUGAAUAGGAUAAAGACCUGCUAGCUCGUUCUGAACUUUGUACCCGAACCAUUCCAGCAGUCCACAGGAAAACAGUAUGCUUCUCCUCGUACUAAUUAAGCAGCACCGAAACAGGGUUGUUGCUGUUGAUGAUGAUGAUAAUAAAUAACACAUUGGGUGCGUUAAGUGAGCCACUCUGAAAGAUUUAAAUGGCUUAACGCUGAGCGACAUUUAAAAAUGGAGAAUAAUAAUUCUUUGCUUGUUUGUGUUUCUGAGGUGAUGGUAGGUGAAAUGGCCCUGUGUGUAAUAUGUCUCUGUCCCCUGCUGUACCUCACAGAGUUUGGCGCUGUGUUUAACACUUACAAUACAAUACCGACAUUAAUAUUGAAAAUUAUGAUUAAUACUACAAGCCUAAUAAUACAUCAAUAACUGUAAAACAGCUCUACAUUAAAUUAAAUGACACAAAUUCAAAAACAAUUUUUACCAUCUUUAGCCAAUUAAUACAUCAUAAGUUAAUAACUUCAUAAGUCAAAACCAAUUCAUAGUUCUUGACAAACAUAUCUGUCAAUCCUGCCUGUCAUCUCCACUUGUUUCCUGCAGGUGGCCAUUCUGUUCGCUCACUCUGAUCGCCGAUGAGAAAUGGCCAGGCAGGAGCGGAGCUGAGCAAGUCGUUAAAUCGAUUAUUUUACUGAGCUGCUCCGAGCCGCUCACUUAGUUAACGUGCCCAUUGUUGUCCCAGAACCUUAAUAGCGCAGGUUGUCGAGAUAAAGUCGAAUGUUGCGUGUUUUUAAAUUUAAUAGCAUCCAGGCACUGAAAUAUUGAUUUAUUUUUCAGACAGUUUAAAGCCAGUCCAUGACUACGAAGGAGAUGAUCCACUGGAUGUAUGGGAGAGGUCCAGAAACCAGCAAAUCCUUGGGAAGUCUCCAUUUCAUGCCAGCUACACGAACUACUUCAACCUCAUGGAAGUGUUUUAUUUUUGAGACAACCUCUGGUGAUCUAUUUUGCAAUAUGCAUCCUGCAUAUGGUAGAGCAGCUUCACAACAUCGAUAUAAUUCAUGCAGACAUCAAACCAGACAACUUUAAACUGGGAGACAGAUUUCUGGAAAAUCACUCCUUCGAUUUGGAGAAUUUGGAUCAUGGUUUGUCGUUGAUUGAUUUGGGUCAGAGUUUUAAUAUGACCCUGUUACCCAAAGGAACGUCCUUUACAGCAAAAGUGAAAACUUCCGGAUUCCAGUGCAUUGAAGUGAUAACUGGCAGACAAUGGAAUUAUCAGACAGAUUCUUUUGGAAUUGCUUGUACGGUUUACUGCAUGUUCUUUGGGUCUUACAUGAAAGUUAAAAUGGUGUUUGGAAGACUAGUGCUGCAUUUAAAAGAUGCAGUCUGUAAUCGCACAUCAAACCCACAGUAACUCAAAAGAAACGUUGUACAUUAGAAUUGAUGAAUCCUGAUGUAGAAAUGUGGACAGAUUUUUUUCACACCUUGCUGAACAUUCCAGACUGCAAUAGUCAUCUCUGAGGGACCUUCAUGAAAAAAAUGACAGCUGUGUUUAAUCAGAAUUACAUCAACAAGACUAAAAGACUCCAUAACAGACUUGUAGUGCUGCUGCUAGAAAGCAUACGUUCACGCAAAUAAGUAUUCCAUAAGUGAAAGCUGUGGCUUGUUUCUGUUGUGAUUGACUUCAGUAUUUGCUUUUUGUUUAAAAAAAAAAAAAAAAAAAAAAGGGAAAAACAUUUUACUGUGUUUAGAUUUUGAAUAUGAAAUUUUAGGUUUGUAAAACACAAUUACUACUGCUAUA
Messenger RNA from Polyodon spathula (Mississippi paddlefish), 2071 nucleotides. Its product is annotated as mitotic checkpoint serine/threonine-protein kinase BUB1-like. The record is from RefSeq and is a predicted model, not a curated record. Bases 1160 to 1684 code for a protein of 174 amino acids. Lineage: Eukaryota; Metazoa; Chordata; Actinopteri; Acipenseriformes; Polyodontidae. The transcript is spliced from 7 exons. Gene Ontology annotation, biological process: meiotic sister chromatid cohesion, centromeric; mitotic spindle assembly checkpoint signaling; protein phosphorylation. Gene Ontology annotation, molecular function: protein kinase activity; ATP binding.